AUGUCUGUGCCUUCAAAUACUCCUCUUUCUUCUUCACCUAAUGAUGACAACCCUUUGCCAGAAUCUUCUUCUCUACCUCCUGCUCAAAACUCAUCUCCACAUAGCCAACAAUCCCCUUCGUUUGUUCCAAAUGAAAAUGAAAGAUCAUUCACUCAUGUACCUCUAUCGAGCUCUUCCUUAGUUGUUAAUCAACAUCCAAUGGUCACACGGGGCAAGAAUAGGAUUCUUAAGCCCAAAAUAUUUGUUGUGGAGUAUGUUGAAGAAGAGCCUCUAAAUGUUAAAGAGGCAUUAAAAUGUUCUCAUUGGGUUCAAGCUAUGACAGAAGAAUUUAAAGCCUUGAUUGCUAAUGACACAUGGUCUUUGGAGUCUCAACCUUCUAAUAAAAAGGUAUCAUAUCCUGAGUGGUGGUUUGUUUCUGUCACAAAAGAAAUAUAUAUCAGAUCUGUUAUACAAAGCAAAGAUGCAAGAUGCAAAGUCUUAGCUACUCCAAUCGUUAAUGGGUCUGUUUUAUCAGCAUUUCAUGGUGAAAGAUUUGAUGAUGUAAGGUUGUAUAAAAGCAUAGUUGGAGCUUUGCAAUAUGUAACCUUAACAAGACCAAAAAUCUCUUAUAGUGUAAACAAAGUUUGUCAAUUUAUGCACUCUCCAAAUUGUCUUCAUUGGCAAGCUGUCAAGCGUAUCCUAAAAUACUUAACAGGAACAAUUGAUCAUGAGCUAUUGUUUAAGAAGCCAAAAGACUUGACUAUUUUAGGCUUUGAUGAUGCUGAUUGUGCCUCAAAUUCAGAUGACAGGAAAUCAACAUUUGGAGUUUGUGUAUCCUUUGGAGGAAACUUGAUUCAAUGGGCUUCAAAGAAACAAACAAUUAUUUCCAGAUCAAGUACAAAGACUCAAUAUAGAAGCUUGGCUCUUGCUUCAUCAGAACUGGUGUGGUUAUAUUCAUUAUUCACAGAUUUACAUAUUUGA
Molecule: messenger RNA, 960 nt
Organism: Benincasa hispida (wax gourd)
Lineage: Eukaryota; Viridiplantae; Streptophyta; Magnoliopsida; Cucurbitales; Cucurbitaceae
Source: RefSeq, a predicted model, not a curated record